Molecule: messenger RNA, 2014 nt
Organism: Mesocricetus auratus (golden hamster)
Lineage: Eukaryota; Metazoa; Chordata; Mammalia; Rodentia; Cricetidae
Gene: Gps1
Product: G protein pathway suppressor 1
Exons: 14
Coding region: 101-1693 (530 amino acids)
Cellular component (GO): COP9 signalosome
Source: RefSeq, a predicted model, not a curated record
UUUUCGUGCUGGUGCUGGUGCUGGUGCUGGUGCUGGUGCUGGUGCUGGUGCUGGUGCUGGUGCUGGUGCUGGCUGCCGGGGAGAGGUGCGUCAGGCCAGGAUGCGGGGCAGCCCGGCGCCCAGCUCUGCCUCGUCGUCGGCCUCCGACCUGAGCCGCAGCCCAGCGCACAGCAGGUCGGACUUGCGGCCCGGCACGUCGGGCGACUACAACCUGAGUAUCAGCCUGUCGGCCUGCACGCUGCUUUCCGAGGGGGCUGUGGAGCCCAUGCAGAUUGAUGUGGAUCCCCAGGAAGACCCCCAGAACGCACCUGAUGUGAACUACGUGGUGGAGAACCCUACCCUGGAUCUGGAGCAGUAUGCAGCCAGCUACAGCGGCCUGAUGCGCAUUGAGCGGCUGCAGUUUAUCGCUGACCGUUGCCCUCCUCUGCGGGUGGAGGCCUUGAAAAUGGCCCUGUCCUUCGUGCAAAGGACCUUCAAUGUGGAUAUGUAUGAAGAGAUCCACCGGAAACUCUCUGAGGCUACCAGGUUAUCCCUCAGGGAACUGCAGAAUGCGCCGGAUGCCAUCCCCGAGAGUGGAGUGGAGCCCCCACCCCUGGACACAGCCUGGGUGGAGGCCACUCGGAAGAAGGCCCUGCUGAAACUGGAGAAGCUGGACACAGACUUGAAGAAUUACAAGGGCAAUUCUAUCAAAGAGAGCAUCAGGCGUGGCCAUGAUGACCUGGGUGAUCACUACCUGGACUGUGGGGACCUCAGCAAUGCCCUCAAAUGUUACUCUCGAGCCCGGGACUACUGCACCAGCGCUAAGCAUGUCAUCAACAUGUGCCUCAACGUCAUUAAGGUCAGCGUCUACUUGCAAAAUUGGUCUCAUGUGUUAAGCUAUGUCAGCAAGGCUGAGUCCACUCCAGAGAUUGCUGAGCAGCGUGGAGAGCGGGACAGCCAGACCCAAGCCAUCCUCACCAAGCUCAAGUGUGCUGCAGGCCUGGCUGAGCUGGCUGCACGGAAGUAUAAGCAAGCCGCUAAGUGCUUCCUUCUGGCUUCUUUUGAUCACUGCGACUUCCCAGAGCUGCUGUCCCCCAGCAAUGUGGCUGUCUACGGUGGCCUGUGUGCCUUAGCCACUUUUGACCGGCAGGAGCUGCAACGCAAUGUCAUCUCCAGCAGCUCCUUCAAGUUGUUCCUGGAGCUGGAGCCACAGGUCAGAGACAUCAUCUUCAAAUUUUAUGAGUCCAAGUAUGCUUCAUGCUUGAAGAUGUUGGAUGAGAUGAAGGACAACCUGCUCUUGGACAUGUACCUGGCCCCCCACGUCAGGACACUGUAUACUCAGAUUCGCAACCGGGCCCUCAUUCAAUACUUCAGCCCCUACGUGUCAGCUGAUAUGCACAAGAUGGCUGCAGCCUUCAACACGACAGUUGCAGCCCUGGAGGAUGAGCUAACGCAGCUCAUCCUGGAGGGGCUCAUUAAUGCCCGCAUCGAUUCACACAGCAAGAUACUGUAUGCUCGAGACGUGGAUCAGCGCAGCACCACCUUUGAGAAGUCCCUGCUGAUGGGCAAGGAGUUCCAACGACGUGCCAAAGCCAUGAUUCUGAGGGCAGCUGUGCUGCGCAACCAGAUCCAUGUCAAGUCUCCUCCUAGAGAAGGGAGCCAAGGGGAGCUGACUCCAGCCAACAGCCAGUCACGGAUGAGCACCAACAUGUAAAAGGCAUCUCCCUGACCUUGAGUGUGGUCUGCACUCCUACCCUGCCCAUGGGAGCAGCACCUGGGCCUCCUGCCUGCUUUCCUCAAGAGGAGGCUCCGGACUGUGUGUGGUUCAGUAGUGCAGCCUGGCCCUUCCACUCUUGAGGUAUUCUCUGCUGUGGCAGGCAAGCUGCCCAUUAUGGCCACUCAGGCCUGAUUCUAGGUUUCUGACCCAACGAAACAGACCGUGUGCAAUGCCCAGGUAGGGGAACCUCAAACCCCUCCUGUCCAUGUGUAGUUGUGACUGCAGCAGUGUAGUCCAUUAAAGUCUAGAUUGAUCAUU